CAUAUCAAAAUAAACCACCCAAACAAACAAAAUUAUUUGCACGAAGUAUAUAAUAUAAAAACAAAUUUUAUGGCGGUGAAGCUGCAUGGAAUGUGGGCAAGUCCUUGGGUGAGAAGGGUUACUAUUGCCCUGAAAAUUAAGGGUAUACCCUACGAAUACUUUGAAGAAGACUUAAAAAAUAAGAGCCAAUUGCUCCUUCAAUAUAACCCAGUUAAGAAGUUGGUUCCAGUGCUUGUUCAUGAAGGCAAGCCAAUUCCUGAAUCUUUGAUCAUUCUUGAAUACAUUGAUGAGACUUGGAAGAAUUCACCUAAACUUUUCCCUCAUGAUCCUUACAAACGAGCCAAAGUUCGAUUUUGGGCAGAUUUUAUCAAUCUUCAGCUUUUUGAGAAACUUCGGGAUGUUGUCAAAAGUCAGAAUGAUUAUGAAGAGGACAAAAUCAUCAAGGAAAUUCAAGAAAGCAUGAACAAAUUGGAAGCAAACGUGAAGGAUUUAUAUUCAACAGCAACACAUUCAAAUAGAGAAACCAUGGAAAUAUUGGACAUAUUGAUGAUCACAUUAUUGCCAAUUAUAAAUGGAGUUGAAGAAGCAAUAUCUGUCAAAUUCAUACACCCAGAAAAUUUUCCCUUGGUAUUCUCAUGGAUGAAAUCCCAUGAUGAUGUUCCAUUAGUUGAAGAUACAGCUCCAAAUCAUGAACAACUGGUCAAAUUUCUCCGAAAACUUAGACAAUAUUUCAGAAAUAUUGCAAUUUCCUCCACUUGAUAAGCUUUACUACAUCAUUUGAAGUUCUAUUAAACCUUCUUUACUACUGUAGUUACUACUAAGCAAGAUGUUUUACGCUUUUUUUGUUGUCU
Beta vulgaris subsp. vulgaris (sugar beet) is the source of this 851-nucleotide messenger RNA. Its product is annotated as glutathione S-transferase U9. The transcript has 2 exons. Gene Ontology annotation, biological process: glutathione metabolic process. Lineage: Eukaryota; Viridiplantae; Streptophyta; Magnoliopsida; Caryophyllales; Amaranthaceae. The annotation marks the transcript as partial. The record is from RefSeq and is a predicted model, not a curated record. Gene Ontology annotation, molecular function: glutathione transferase activity. Gene Ontology annotation, cellular component: cytoplasm.